AGACUUUCCUGGACAGAUGGAGUUAGCAGCACCAACCUCCAGGUUUCAAAGAGAAAUGUCUCUAGCAUCACUCCUGGUUCCUUGUGUUGUCCUAUUUCUUUCAGUUUCUCCCAGAGCCAGAAAGAUGUCUCACACAGACUUGGAAACACCCAAGAGGCCACCAGUUCACAAUUAGGGGUCCAAUAAAUAAUAGCAAUAAUGAAGAGUGAAUGAAUGGUACAUAUUUCUCUGAGGCAUUUCCACAUGCUUCUCACGUCAUUCUACAAAGACCUGAAGAUUUCUAUUGAUAAAUGGCCCUGGAAAUGUCAACGCAUAAACACCAAAACAAAUAAGUAGGGUCAUUUCAAUAAAAAUGUGGGGUUUUGUUUCUUUCGAACACUUUCAAUUCCACUGAGGUGUCUUUUCAUUCAAGAACAUGUUGCUUUUCAACAAAUCUGAGGAAAUAGAGCUUCCCUAUAGUCUUCGCGCGUGUUUUACUCUUUAGCGCGUGGGCCUCGCUCUUGAGAAUGCCUUAAAAUGCUCGGCCGUUGUUUACUAGAACAAUGACUAAUCUAUUUAAUGUUUGAACUGAUGCAAGACAAACGCAAGCCUCCGUGGGCUCUUCCUGGGACUGUGUGGAAAUGCAGUAGUUACGUGGGAUCCUUCUGAGGAAAACUAGCAGCGAAGGUGGCUAAGACAAGACUCUUCUCUGUAGUUCCAGGCACGUUCGUUUGGCUGUUUCUGUUUUUUCUUUCAGAAAAGACCAAAUUGUUAACGGUCAUGUGAGGUAAAAUCUGCGGUCCAGGGUCAUUUUCGGACGCACGGUCGCCAACACCCCGGCUCUCAGGACUUUCUAAACGGCGUUUCCGUUCUGUGGCCCUUCCCGCGCCAGCCUGAGGGAAGCACCGCCCCGCCAGGAAGGAGCUCGGAAAACCCGCGGGCAGCCCUAGCCCGGCACCCGGAUGUUUGAGCCGGCGGAGCGCAAGCUCAAGGGCUCCAGCCUGUCCCCGGGGCCGCGCAGCUGGAGAUUCGCCCCGGACUGCGGAGCCAAUGGGACCUGACGGCACCGGAACUGGGUGCUCGGGCGCACGCGCGCGCGCGUCGGAGCCAAAUAGCUGACGAACCGCCCAGUCGCGAGGCCUGGCGGAAAGGAAGUCGCGGGAACUGACGCUGCUGGGGGAACUUUGCGUGGAUGGCACUUUCCUGUCCCCGACUCCGCCCCCGCCGGAGGGGCUCAGCUCCGGGAUUCAAGAUGGAGUCGCUGAGUCGAGCUGGGCAGGAGAUGAGCCUGGCGGCCCUAAAGCAGCACGACCCCUACAUCACCAGCAUCGCAGACCUCACGGGCCAGGUCGCUUUGUACACCUUCUGCCCUAAGGCCAACCAGUGGGAGAAGACUGAUAUAGAAGGGACCUUAUUUGUAUAUCGAAGAUCGGCCUCCCCUUACCAUGGUUUUACCAUUGUGAACCGACUGAACAUGCACAAUCUAGUUGAACCAGUGAAUAAGGAUUUGGAAUUUCAGCUCCAUGAACCAUUUCUUCUGUAUAGAAAUGCAAGCUUGUCAAUAUACAGUAUCUGGUUUUACGACAAGAAUGACUGUCACCGUAUAGCAAAACUCAUGGCUGACGUGGUGGAAGAGGAGACACGGCGAUCCCAGCAAGCUGCCCGAGAUAAGCAGAGCCCCAGCCAGGCCAAUGGCUGCAGCGAGCACAGGCCCAUCGACAUCCUGGAGAUGCUGAGCAGAGCCAAGGACGAGUACGAGCGGGUGAGGCUCUCGAAUCAGAUGGGCGACUCCAAUAUCUCCAGUCCUGGCUUACAGCCAAGCACUCAGCUCUCCAAUCUGGGAAGCACCGAGACUCUGGAAGAGACUCCCUCCGGGUCACAAGAUAAGUCUGCUCCAUCUGGACACAAACAUCUGACAGUGGAAGAGUUAUUUGGAACCUCUUUGCCGAGGGAGCAGCCAGCAGUUGUGGGUCUAGAUUCAGAAGAAGUAGAGAAACUGCCAGGAGAUGCCUCCCAGAAAGAGCCUGGCUCGUUCCUGCCAUUUCCCUUUGAGCGGUCAGGAGGAGCCCCUCAGCCAGAGAGCCUGGGUGUCCAUCCUGCUGCCCACCACUCAGUCCAGCCUGAAGUCACUGCCCCGGUGCUCAUCACGCCAGCCUCCAUCGCCCAGUCCAGUGAAAAGCAUGCGCCAAGCUACACAGUGCCAUUGAGCCCUGUGCUCAGCCCCACUCUGCCAGCCGAAGCCCCAGCUGCACAGGUUCCCCCCAGCUUACCUCGAAACAGCGCCAUGAUGCAGGUGAAGGCCACGCCCAGACAGAGGUCACCACUCCUGAACCAGCCAGUCCCUGAUCUAAGCCACACCGGCCUCAUGGCCAGACAUAGCCCCUUCAGGUCCCCACUGAGUGUGACAAACUCGGCCGGCACUUCCCUGCCGAGCAUUGAUCUCCUCCAGAAACUCAGGUUGACCCCACAGCAUGACCAAAUACAGACCCAGCCACCUGGGAAAGGUGCGGCAGCUACCAGCUUCCCGCCAGCAGCUGGCCUGCUGGCCACCCCCGAGAGCUUCAUCGAGCCUCCUGCCAAGACAGCAGCAACCAGAGCAGCAGCCACAGCCUCCCUGAGCAACAUGGUGCUUGCUCCCCUACAGUCUAUGCAGCAAAACCAGGAUCCUGAAGUAUUUACCCAGCCUAAGGUGUUAUCCAAUGCCAUCCCGAAUGCAUGCACAUGCACAAGAUGGGGGGCCCUCCAGAGUGCUCCGGCAGCACCGUUGGCUGCUGGCCAGUGCAGAAUGACCGUUGUUCCCCUGCAGGUUGCAGGCUCCCCUCUGGUUACUACAGCGACCACAGCAGUGUCUUCAGUCCUGCUGUCCCCCAGUGUUUUCCAGCAGACAGUUUCAAGGUCCACAGACUUUGAGCGGAAGGCAAAGUCCCCAUCUCCUUUAACUGUCAGAACACCAGAAAACCAGAGAAAGCCUUCCAUUGUUCUCAGCAAGUCUCAGCUCCAGGACACGUUAAUACACCUCAUAAAGAAUGACUCCAGCUUCCUCAGCACACUUCAUGAAGUCUACCUGCAGGUUCUGACCAAGAGCAAAGACAACCACAACCUAUGACAGAGCAGAAUUGAUCUGAAGGCAGAGUGUCAGCCUCAGAGAUAAGCAGGCUUCCUCGUGGAAACUCCUAAACAGAACAUGGGGUUUUGAGAAUUCCGAAAUUGAGCCUGUGAGAAAAAGACUCGCUCCUUAAGAAUGUGUCCCAAGUGGCAUUGUCAGUGACGAUGGAGGUUUCACUGUGAAGCAUCACCAGCAGACCUUUGUUCGAGGGGGGGACCACCGUGUUGUUAUGUGGGCGUUUUCAUCAGCUGUGAGCAAGUACGUGGAAUGAGGAAUCUGACUUUCAGCUUGCCUUCACAUGUAAGGAUUUGGGGAGGAGUGGUCACCAGCCCUGGAGCCAACAGAAUUCAGCCCUGUCCGCACCCCGUCCUCAGUCCCCACCCCCAAGAAACUUGGGCAUUAGGCUAAUAGUCGCGGAACAGAGAAGUCAGCUCUGCAAAGUAGCUUCGAAUUUUAUGGAUCAGAGUUUAAGUUGGUAAAUUAGGAAUUACUUGUUCAAGUGAAGCGUGUUUUAUAUGACUGCCCCAUUUGGGCCUUAACAGUUCUAAAAUUUCUCCAUCGUGUUUUGUUUUUAAGUGUCCCCCAUCCUGCCAUGUCGCAGGCUCCCCGCACAGCGUUACAGUUUGAAUAGGGCCCUGGCGGGCUCAGUGUUGUGGAGCGGACACGUCACACCCCUGGUGUCGGUGAUGCCCAAAUCCUGGCAGAAAUCUUUAUAUAUUUUAAUUUAAACCCUCCAGUGGUUUUGACGAUGUUGAGCUUGUGUGUGAAGCACAGCCUUAAUUUCCUUUUCUGUCUGAACAGUUAGGAGUCAUUGUUGAUUGUUUCCCUUAACACUUUGGCAAAAGGACCAGUGAGCCAACUUGGCAGAGCCGUCCUGGUUCUGCCCUCGGGUGUGCUGGGAUCGUUUUAAAGCUAUGCAGAAAAGGGAGCUGUUACUCACACUGCCCUUACUUCGUUGUCGAAUACGGAGUUAAAAAGUAUGAGACUCGGAACUUUUCCAGUGUAUUCCCAGGCUGGCAGUACUUUUCCAGCCCCAAGUGUGAAAAUAUGUAAAGAUGCUUUGUUAUGCUGCUAUUGAUCUGCCAUGAUUUCUAUUUAUUCUUUUAUGGCAUGUAAUGGUGUUAGUAAUAUUUUAAUGUAGAUCUUGAUUUAUUUCAGCAAUAGUAAUUUUAAGAUAUUAUUUGAAUGAAAGUGUCUUUGUUUCUAUGAUACAGGUCAUUUUGUAGUAUUUAACCAAUUAAGAUGCACUGCUUACUUUUCUGAGCACUAUUUAAUGAUGGGGUAGAAACCCAAUUGGCUCAACCAGCUAGCAUAAGGAUUAGCUGUGAAUAAUGCUGACAGAUGUGACAGUUCCUCGGGAACGAUCAUAUAAGCUUUAAUGGGAACUCAAUCAUAAAUCCAUAGAUUUUUUUUUUUUUCCCUAGCCAAAAUUUUAGAAAAUUACUUGUGAAAUCCAUAUUUGUUUUAGUUUGGUCUUCGUGUUUUAGCCUAAAGAAUACUUUAUUUGAUUGGCUUUUGUUCAUCUAAAUAUGCUUCCUGGACAUUUCUGCUUCUCGAUUUAGUGUUUUCUGUUGCUGUCUACCUAGUUAUGUAUGAACUGUGCAGAAUUCAGGGACGCUUGUAAGUUUCCAUACUCAAAAUUAGGGAUAGUUUGUUUUCGAAGAUAGUGUAUACAUUCAGCAACCAAAAAUGAAUUGCUCGUGCAUCACCCAGGAAAGAGAAAGUGACAGUAAGAUGCGGAGCGUUGCUGACACCAGGACAUGGUGUCCAGGGAGCCCUGCAGUUGUCCUCAUGAAAUGGGGGUGCACCAGUAGGUUUGACCACACCCAGAUGUGGGCUUAGUGGGCAUCGGUAGAAAGACGAAUCAAAGGAUUCUUGUUAGAAUGGACAUUUCAAUUUAAAUGAUGCUGUUGAGUAUGUCUAAUAUUUUGAGAGUUAAGGAAGAAUAUCCUAAGGAGAGUCCGUAAUCAAGUCUGUAAUUUUUAUCCCGUAAUCCUAGGAAUGAAUAUGAUAGACAGUAAAGAGAAUCUAUGAUGAGGCUUCGUGCGAAAGUAAACUUUUAAGUGCCCAAGUCACGGAGACUUGAACAGAGUAAACCUGUUUUGACUCCUAAAUUUCUAUAUUCAAAGCAUUUACUUAAAAUCAGAAGCCAGAAGAUCAUGUUCAUGAUGACCAGUAAGUUCAGGCCAAACGAGUCCCUAGAGAAGCCAGGCCACGCCUGGGUAGUUGCAUUUGGAUGGUCCUGGCCGCAAGUCACAGUUCAGUUGCCUUAUUCCUGUUCAGGCUUCUAUCCAGAAGCUCACGCUAGCUUAGGUUGCACGUUUACAUUGCUGCAGUGUCUUUACUGGAACCUAGGCUGGAUCUGAACUGAAAUGGACACAAGAUGGAAACGCUUCUUGUUAGGUUUUGCAGAACUCCAGGAGACUUGCAUUUAGAACAUGGUUCUUCCGUGAACCUGGGGUUAAGCAUAGGCUUCACAGAAGCAGCCCAGAGCCUGGAGCAGAGGGUGUGUCUGGGGCAUCGGCCAUGGGGGGCUGCUCUUCUCUUGUAGUUCACGUGAUGUCUGAAUGGACUCCCCCACCUCCCAGACCACCUCAUUCCUUUAAGGCAGAAGCGCUUCCUCAGUUGUACAUCUCUCCUGGGACUGGAGAGGCCUGAGAGCUGGCCUGUUUGACUCCAAACCUGAAGUUUUCCCAAGGCUGUCAAGGUCAGGAGAAGCAGUUCAUGCUGUCUCAUAUGGAACGUCCAGUUUGCCUUCAAAGGCCAAGGAAUAGCCAUCACGGAGAGGUGCUUGGUUAGGAACCCACGUGAACGUGGUCCUCCUCUGCAGGAGGCGGCAUGACUGAGGUGUCUGACCAGAUUUUGCAUGUCAAGCAUCUGCCCUUUUUCUAGCCUAUGUUUUCUUGUAGAAAUGAUAAACCCCAUCAACUCCACCAUUAGGUAAAUAUUUGAAACCCUUGCAGCUUUUUUACUCUCCUCCCCCAAAGAAUGUAGUUUGGAAUCUUCUCGUUUCAGUAGUAGAGGCCGUAACUGCCAUUGUAUUACUUACUAAUAAUGCAACAUGAAAUUGAAGGUGCCUAACUGCUUAUAAAACAGGAUCACCCAUCAUACUGUAACUGAAAGGAAUGAGGUGCACAGGCACGGAGGGGCUGAGCCUGUGGGAGCGAGGGGAACCGAGGGGUCAUGGGCACACGUCCUGCGUCCUUACUGCACGCUGGUUGCAGAGCACGUGUUUCUUUCUUGCUUACCUUUGGUUUUCUUCAACUGUGUUCAAAGUACCUUCUGGAACCUACAGUGCCCUGUGCACUCAGAUGUCUGUAAUGGUAAAAUCUGAGCAAAGUAGAGUAACUCACGCUGGGCCUUGUAAAACUGUACUUAAGAACCUUUCCCUGUGCGGGCCAGGGCUGCAAGGAGCCUGUUUCUCAGCAAACAGCAGGAGAGAUGUGUGCAAUGUUUCGCUCGGUUUUCUAUUUGACAUCUUCAUUGAAAAUGCUAAGAUGCAAUAUCGUUCACUUUGAAGCGGGGAAAAUGCAAACUUGUGUUUCCCUUUUAUCUGUGUGAUUCCUUAAGAAGCGUGUUUUUAAAAUAUGUGUUCUAAAUGGUUUUUUAUUCUGUAUUCCUGCAUCUGCCAUGUGGCUCUCGUGACUUUCAGUGUACCAGGUUCUCAGCUCCCUGGCACCAAGGGCCGAGGAGCUCUGGGGUCACAGCGAGAUUCGGGUUCCAUGGGCGCAAUACUGCAUCGAUAACAUUUUUAAUGGUAUGGAUUUUAUACCAUCUGUGUAUGUUUGCAAAUAUUAAGUUAUUACAUGUUUUAAAAUGAGCAUUUUUCAUCCUAAAUUUUAUAUGUUUGCAAAUAUAUUUUUUUAAUAAAAUUUCAAAACCAAGUUUUAGCACCUAA
Molecule: messenger RNA, 6983 nt
Organism: Tupaia belangeri chinensis (Chinese tree shrew)
Lineage: Eukaryota; Metazoa; Chordata; Mammalia; Scandentia; Tupaiidae
Gene: DCP1A
Product: decapping mRNA 1A
Exons: 10
Coding region: 1172-3085 (637 amino acids)
Biological process (GO): deadenylation-dependent decapping of nuclear-transcribed mRNA; deadenylation-independent decapping of nuclear-transcribed mRNA; positive regulation of catalytic activity
Cellular component (GO): P-body
Molecular function (GO): enzyme activator activity; mRNA binding
Source: RefSeq, a predicted model, not a curated record